Molecule: messenger RNA, 1449 nt
Organism: Diplodia corticola
Lineage: Eukaryota; Fungi; Ascomycota; Dothideomycetes; Botryosphaeriales; Botryosphaeriaceae
Product: f-box domain cyclin-like protein
Exons: 1
Coding region: 1-1449 (482 amino acids)
Source: RefSeq, a predicted model, not a curated record
AUGCCUGCUACUCUAGAGGAUCUUGCUGACGAGCUUCUGCUCGACAUCUUGGAUUACAUCUCCGUCCGCAACCGUUGGGACAUCGACUUCAAGACCUGGGCAGGAGGCGCUGAGAUCGAGUCUCGAGUCCGUACCCUCCACAGUGUUGCUCUCGUCUCCCGCAGGCUCUAUCGCGUCGCCAACCAGGUUCUGUACAGCGCCUUGGUCGAUGGCGCCGAUGCUACUCGCCGGAGGCAAUUCCUCCGGACGGCUGUCAAACGCCCCGACCUGGCAGCCAUGGUAAAGGAAGUCCGCUUUUCGUACUUCGACUGGCACGGUACUCUCAACAGGUCGGGAGUCCCGGCAGAGUAUACCGAAGUCCUUGAAGCCGCCAAACGCGUCGACAUUGAUGGCGAUGAGCGAGAGCGCGCCUCGUUCCAGAAGGCUUUGCUGGAAAGCUUCAACGACGCCGACGUCGCGCUGCUGUUCAGCCAGCUUCCGAGCCUGGAGACACUGGAGUUUGAGGUCGAUGAGACAUGGUUCCAUACCUGGAAGUGGUUUUUGUGCCUGGCCAGGCGAGCGGUGGAGAACAAGUCCGGCCCGCUUGCGUCGCUGCGUCAUCUCAGGCCGAAGUACGGGAACGAAAACGCGUCCGGGUUCCACCCUCUUUUCAUCCAAGAUUUCGUGGGCCUGCCUUCACUGAAGACGAUAGAGAUGUCUGCAGUUUGGCUCGAUGAAAGAGAUGGCGACCGCCCUCUCUCUUUGCAGACCAACAGCCGCAUCGAAACACUCGCCUUCUGGGAUUCUUUGCCGGGGAAUGCAUUCGUCGAGUGUGCGUUGAACGCCUUCGUGCAGUUAAAGGCGUUUCGCUACACAUAUGGCAACUUCUUAGCAGCGUUUAUCCCGUAUGCGCAAAUGCAAGACUUUUACAACGCUCUCCACACGCGGAAGGACACGCUGGAGCACUUCUCGCUCCUAGUCUCGGAUCGAUGCACAGCCUUCAGGCAAAUAGCUCGGCGAAGCUUCAUCGUCCCCCGAUUCGGAUCCUUCAAAGCAUUUGCCAAGCUGAGGCAUCUUGAGAUUUCCGAACCCAUCAUUUCCGGGCUGGCCGACAUGUUGGAUAACGACUUCGGCGCAGAUGCCCCCGUGCCGGCUCCCGCGCCCGACCAUUCCGAGUUGGUGGACAUUCUGCCCGCCUCUCUGGAGAGCAUGGUCAUUCAAUGCGACUUUUCGGUGUCCACCGAGCCCUUGACUGCCUUGAAAGCACAGUUUUUGCUUGCUCUUGCCCGCCGUGUGACCAGCCUGCCGAGAUUCCGCCGUUUGGAGCUUCUCAGGGUGGGAGACAUACCCCGUCUCGGCGACUUUGAGGAGGCUCUCGGACGGAUACGUGAUUUGGCGGAAUGUUCGGGCGUUGAGUUCGACAUCGUCCGGUGGGAUAAGGCAAAAUACGGAGGACUUUCGACCGCAUAG